This is a messenger RNA of Zea mays, 1886 nucleotides long. RefSeq lists its product as uncharacterized. Gene Ontology annotation, biological process: transposition. Bases 1227 to 1703 code for a protein of 158 amino acids. The transcript has 4 exons. The record is from RefSeq and is a predicted model, not a curated record. NCBI's taxonomy places the organism in Eukaryota, Viridiplantae, Streptophyta, Magnoliopsida, Poales, Poaceae.
GCAAACACACUAGGCGAUGCUCCGAACAAGCUUCGCUGCGCUGCGCUGUCCCAGUCUCGGCAGCUGUCUCGCUUGCAUGCAGAGCACUGCAAUAAUUGGCAUGGAACGACAAGGCUCUGCGUGAGACGCGAGCAUGCUAUUUUAAUCCAGUCUCGGUGGCCAUGUAGUAGGGGAGUGAGGAAGCAACUUGCGAGGCAUCAUCGCCCAUGUCGAUCGUUACGCAGAGGCAGGCAAAGGGCAACUCGCUCCUGCAACUGUUGUGUACUACCAGUUCGUUCAUCCUCAGGCAUCGCCCAUGCUGAUCGUCAGGCAGGCUGCACCCAGGGGGGAGGAAUGAGUGCGAGGAUCACUGCAAUGAUGCGGCGUGACUGAAAUCGCGAAGCAUAUGAGGCCACACGCCGGGGAGGGAGGAAGCGUUGUUGACGGCUGGUUUGAUAAUUGUAGGCACUGAUUCUGUUCUGCUGCCCACUAGUACUAAUCAGUUGUAUAUCUGUGUAGUCUAUGAAUGCGGUUGUUUGCCGUGCACACACAACUUUCUUUAUCUUUUUUCUUUUCUUUUUUGCUCGGAAUCAAUACUUAGUUUAAAGCCUUUCAGCUCACGCUAUGCAGGUGGCAGCAUAGUUUUUAUAUAUACAUACCAACCACCUGCAUGGUUUUUAUAUAUACAUACCAAUGGCCGAAAAUGACAUGAACAAAAAAAAGAGUAGCAGAGUAAUACUGGAGUUGUAUGCAGGGCAGUCGAUGAUCGUGGAAGAGAGAUGAAUUAUUAUGGAGUUAUUAAUGACAUACUCGAGUACAACUUUGCUGGUAGCAAAAAUCUUAAGGUGGUGUUUUUCAAAUGUGAUUGGUUUGAUCCUAAUCAAGGGAGAUUCGGAAGAUGUAGUAAGUCCUAACAAAAGGAAACGGAAGUCAAGGAAGAAAACAUCGAAUCGAAGGAAACAAUUUGAUCCUGAUUUCGAAUACGACUAAAAAGAUGUCUAAAAAGGUGAAGCAGUUCACUAAGGGACUUGCGAAGAGAGCAUCCUAUGUUAUGAGAAAGGAGGACUUAGUGUUUAAGGGCACUAGUUCCAGCUCGAGUAGGUGUAGAGCUUUGCUGGAGCAUGUUCCAGAGUUGCAGGGUCAGACAGUUGGCGUUCAGAGGAAUGAGGUAACAAAUAUUUGUUUAUAUGGAUUUUUGUAUGUAAGAUUGCAUUGUUCUUUUGUAUGAGGUUGCAUAUGGCGAGGCGAUGUCUAGUCAGCACAGACUAGACUAUGACUGGAGGACCUCACCUAUUGAUCCUCAGGCUGUGUAUGCAAGUGGUGGAAAAGCUCAUGGAAGGUACACAAUGUUUGCUAACGUCAUCGACUCGAGCCAGGUGAGGGUUCAGUGUGGAGGUUCAUCGAGGUCUGCUGCUCAUAGCUCCCGUUGCUCCACUCAAGAUCCAGCAGAAGUGGAGCAACUGCGAGAAGAACUUAGGCGACAUCAGGAUUACUUGAAGCAACAAGCUACGCAACAUGAAUAUUAUGCUACACAGAUUCAGCAACAACAAACACUCAUACAACAACUAGCACAGGCCCAAGGGAUACACGUCCCGGUGCCCCCCACCACCUCCCGUUCAUUAUCCUUGGUCUUCACCUCCACCUAUACCUACAUCUCCAUCUAUCGAACAUCAGGUAUGCAUAUUCAUCAUCAUUUACUUGUUGUUAGUUAUAUUAUGAUGUAACUCAGCAAAUGUCAUUUGUACAUGUAUAUUAGACCCCUCUAGCUACCUUGCCGACGCAUGAACAAGAGGACAGGUUAGACUUUGUCGAAACCCUCUUCAAUAGUGGAGGUAUCGACCAUCACUCUUCACUGUAACCCGAUGGUGAUCGGCGACCGUGAGCUUCCAUGUUAUUGCGUUCUGAUA